Funneliformis geosporum is the source of this 253-nucleotide messenger RNA. Lineage: Eukaryota; Fungi; Glomeromycota; Glomeromycetes; Glomerales; Glomeraceae. The record is from the annotation of a GenBank genome assembly.
AUGAAUGGUAGCAAACUUGAAGAAUUUGCUCAAGAGUAUUCGGUCAAUUGUACACUAUGUGGAACAAUCAUUACUACCAACUUAGAUCAUGAAUGUAUCGUUGGCUAUAAUCUCGGACAAAUACAUCCUGAAAUGGUACCUGAAACUCUUAUCAAUGAAGUAUUUUGGGAUAUACCUGAAAAGGUACAACAAAAUGAUGAAGCAUGUCUUGCAGCAGUUGAAUUGUUGAAACCAAUUAAUAAUCCUCAAACUC